Molecule: messenger RNA, 3293 nt
Organism: Morone saxatilis (striped sea-bass)
Lineage: Eukaryota; Metazoa; Chordata; Actinopteri; Moronidae
Product: CMP-N-acetylneuraminate-beta-1,4-galactoside alpha-2,3-sialyltransferase-like
Exons: 11
Coding region: 409-1542 (377 amino acids)
Molecular function (GO): sialyltransferase activity
Source: RefSeq, a predicted model, not a curated record
GCCCCGUUAAAAAAGGAGGGGGCAUGAUAAUUCAGAGACUCCUCAUGUGACUGUCGCGGUCAAACCGUAUUGCUGUAAGACCAGCGGGCUCCUGCUGCUGCUCAUGGACAUGUUGAUUGAAGAAGAGGGGGGUGCUUUUUCACUGUAGCCGUGUUGAUGCGAGGUAGAGCAGACAGUGGGGGAGACACACAGUGAAGAGCGGUCGUGUUGUGCUAACAGAGCCGGGGUACUUUCAUGGAUUCCAUCACGAUGGCUGGGAGAGGAGGGCGAACACGGUCGUUUUACCGACCAAUCCAUUAUUUAAACUAAAGGCCGGUACUGUUUCUUCCCGAGGACUCAGAGGAAAAGAAGAAGAAGAAGAAGAAGAAGGUGAUGACCUGGAUGGUGCCAUGUGAAUGACUGAAGACCAUGAAGCCCACACACAAGCUGAUGUUCGUCCUGUGCCCCAUGCUGGUCCUGGGCUUUAUUUACUACUCCUCCGGGAAGCUACAUCUACACGUAUGGGGCCAGAAGCCUCAGGGUGAUGCAGAAGAGACAACUGUAGUCCUGACUAAGGGGGCUGAAGGGAAAAGCAUUACAGAGAUGGAAACGGACAUCACCGUGGGACGAAUAGUAGGCUCAGUGUAUGAUAAGCAGGGCUUUCUGCUGCAGCUGGACACAAAACUGCCACCAGAGUUGGCAUACAAGUAUGGAAACCUCAGCGAAGGAGUGUGCAAGCCAGGAUAUGCAGCAGCAAAGAUGACCGCCAUAUAUCCUAAGUUCAUGAAACCAGCACCAAUGUUUCUUGAUCGGAACUUCAAACGUCUGGGAAAAGUCAACAGUUACUUACCUCCAUUUGGAUUCAAAACACAAGGUAAAAAAGGUUCAUUCGAUCAUUUACUGUCCACUAGCAAUCUACAAUUCAUUUCUACAAUUAAUUUCUUGAAUAAUGUGUUCAACGAUGGUGUCCAUAAAAACCAAUCUGCUGCCAGGUUGAAUGAAGCCCCAGUAACUGGUUAUGGCAAACACGUAGGGACCAAAACUACCUUGAGGAUUACCUAUCCAGAGGGAGCAAUUCAGAAGCCUGAAAUCUAUGAAAAAGACUCACUUUUUGUUUUUUCCGCCUUCAAACCGCUGGAUUUCAAGUGGCUGAGACAGAUGGUCUUCAAGGAGAAGCUGAGGGGCACAGAGGGUUUUUGGAAGUCGGUGGCUCACUAUGUGCCUCGGGAGCCGACUGAGAUAAGAAUCCUCAAUCCCUACUUCAUCCAGGAGGCUGCCUUCCAGUUUAUAGGUCUGCCCUUCAACAAUGGCCAAAUGGGCAAAGGGAACAUUCCAACUUUGGGAACAGUUGCUAUAACAAUGGCACUGCAUAACUGUGAUGAGGUGGCAGUGGCGGGUUUCGGCUACGACAUGAACAAGCCCCAUGCUCCUCUGCACUACUACGAGACUGUCAAGAUGUCCGCCAUUAAAGAGUCAUGGACACACAACAUAUCCAAGGAGAAGGAGUUCCUCCGCAAGCUGGUGAAAGCCAACGUCAUCACAGACCUGACCAACGGUAUCUGAGUUUACACCCACCCACAGUCUCCUUCUGCCUUCCCCAAAGGACUACUAAACAGGAAGCGGGGAAGCGGAUCGACUCUGGGAGAAAGAACCCUUAGAACCCGGGUGGCCUGCACACCGUCUGGGUUUUCAUAUCAAAGGAGAUUAUUAAAAUUAUUUCUGUGGAGAGAUGCACACAUGUGCCUUCUGAACCAAAGACUCCUGCUGAUUGUAGCAGGGAGGAUGAGGAGUGAGGAUGAGGGGGGGGCGACCAUGGGGAGAACUGGAUCUGCCUGGUUCCUGUCUUAUCAGGAGACAGUUGCAGGAAAGCUCUACCGGCCCCAUGCUUCAUCAAUUACCACAUUGACCCCCCACCCAAAGUAUCACAUGAAUGAAUAGGAAGAGCAGAGGUGACAUAUUGACAUAGAGAUGUCAGGAUUUAUCUCAACUUGCUAACUCAACGAAGGGACAGAGGAGAAAGGAAUGAAAAGAGGACUGUAAGAGAGCGUGUGCGGGGAUGGGUUGAGUAUUAGCAGUGCCAAACGUACCUCGUACAGGGGAGAGGCGGUCGUCCUCUCCUUUUGCUGCCUGAAUGUAUUCACUUUCCUCAGUGUAAAUAUCAAAGAUUUUUACUAUGCUUUUUAACAAGCUGCAGCACCCCUCUUCUCCAAGUCCCACCCUCCGCCUGCUGUUUGUCCAUUCAUUUAUUCACUUUUUACUGUCUGUCCAGGGUCCAAAAUGAACACUUGCCAAGCCAGAUGACAGUAGAUAAAUCAACAAGGAUCACCUUCCACUCAGACUGGUAUCACUUGAGAAAUUCAAGUGUUUCAUUAAUAUACAGACUUUUUGCAGUUUCCUCUGUGAAGUAUUUUGUCUGUAAGGGAAUUCUAUUAGUGACUCUAUAAACCAGGUUGAAGCUGGCUCUACACAGAGUAGUUGUGUGUGUUUUUCUGGUGUCUGGAUGGUUAGUUAUCCCCUUGUGGCUGAGAGAUCAGACAGAUCCAAAUUAAAUCUGAAUACAGAAAAAUUAUUUUUUAAAGUGUUUAUAAGUUUUCUAUCAAAACUCUAAAUCUGUUUGUUUUAAAAAUAUAAUAACUUUGUUCUCACUAAAUAACAUUGGAAGCAUGUAUCAGGAAUAAUGUAUAUUCAUUAUUUUGGUCAGUCUAAAUUAUUUUUGUGGGACUAUUUUUGUUUUGUUUACCAGCUCUCGCAGGUGAGCCCAAAAGUUAGAUUAAGACACUGCAUCUCUCCCUCUCUUCCGGUCUCUUUGUAAAUCCUUCCUCCUCCAGGUUCAUUCAUGUCACAGUACUGUCUUCAUCACUUCAUCAGCUGUGAGCCUCCAGGCUACAGCGUAGACAUACAAUAACGUGUCCUGCCCUGGUGAGAGCAGGUUCUGUAUGUCAGAACCCUUUCCAACCUCCUGUUGCUGCAGAUUUACUUGUUCUUCAGUAAAUGGUGAAAUCUCGGAUUGUAGAAUAUAAAUAUAUAUAUUUUUGUUUUUAGGUUAAUUAUUUAUUUUGUUACAAAGUCCCAGCGUUUUGGUCACAGGCAGGCCUGCUUCCUGUUGUUUCUGUUCAGAUAAAACACAAAAAGUUUGAAUUUGUGUUUUCGAAUCCACCACCAUGUGCUUCCUCAGAGACUGCAGCAUCUUUUAAGUUUGUGGCAGAAGCAGCGAAUUCACAGCUGAAUCUGUUUGGAAUUGGCUUAGUGUUCAGUGUUAGUCGGCAGCCUUUUAUUUCGGUGCUUUAUGUUACACGUGCUCUUCUUUUUUUAUU